Molecule: messenger RNA, 3713 nt
Organism: Poecilia reticulata (guppy)
Lineage: Eukaryota; Metazoa; Chordata; Actinopteri; Cyprinodontiformes; Poeciliidae
Gene: mfsd1
Product: major facilitator superfamily domain containing 1
Biological process (GO): transmembrane transport
Cellular component (GO): lysosome
Molecular function (GO): transmembrane transporter activity
Source: RefSeq, a predicted model, not a curated record
AUAUGAUCUUCCUCCAGCUCUGCGCCUGCUUUCCUCAAACAACAGCUGAACAUGGCGGACUUUGAGGAGCGGUCGCUGUUGGGAGACGAAAAUGAAGACUCGCUCGCCGGUGGACAAGAAGACAGAGGCCCCGGAAGACCACUGUCCGCCAUCUGCGACCCCAGCCACCUCCUACACCGAGUGGUCGUCCUGAUCUUUAUGUGCUUCCUGGGAUUCGGGAGCUACUUCUGUUAUGACAACCCAGCAGCACUUCAAACUCAAGUCAUACAGGAUAUGAACUUGAACACUGCUGAGUUCAUGCAGCUGUAUGCCUGGUAUUCCUGGCCCAAUGUGGUCCUCUGCUUCUUGGGAGGAUUUCUCAUCGACAGGGUUUUUGGCAUCAGGCUUGGAACCAUCAUCUUUUCCCUUUUUGUCUGUGUUGGACAGGUAAUAUUUGCAGCUGGAGCGUGGGCCAAUCAUUUUUGGCUAAUGGAAGCUGGACGCUUCGUAUUUGGUAUCGGUGGAGAGUCUCUAGCUGUGGCCCAAAACACGUAUGCAGUCAACUGGUUCAAAGGCAAAGAGCUCAAUCUGGUUUUUGGUCUUCAGCUGAGCAUGGCUCGACUGGGCAGCACAGUGAACAUGAACAUCAUGGGCUGGGUGUACAGUAAAGUUGCGGUCGCUGUCGGUUCCCCUGGACACACGACGCUCGGGAUAUCACUCAUGAUAGCGGGUGGAACCUGUGUGUUUUCUCUAAUCUGUGCCUUGGUGCUGGGAUUUUUUGAUAAGAGAGCAGAGAGGAUCCUUCACAAGGAACAGGGGAGAACGGGUGAAGUUAUAAAACUGACUGAUGUGAAGGAUUUCUCCCUGUCCCUGUGGCUCAUCUUCAUCAUUUGUGUCUUUUACUAUGUCGCCAUUUUCCCCUUUAUUGGACAGGGCCAGGUAUUCUUUAUUGAAAAAUUCAACUUCUCCCCAGCACAAGCCAGAGCUGUCAACAGCAUCGUGUACAUCAUCUCAGCUCCUGCGUCUCCAAUUCUCGGCUUUAUCGUCGAUAAGACUGGGAGAAAUAUUGGCUGGGUCUUUGCGGCCGUCAUCGCAACGCUCUGUGCUCACAUGAUGCUGGCCUUCACCUUCUGGAACCCGUGGAUUGCUAUGUCCCUGCUGGGCGUCUCGUACUCCCUGCUGGCCUGUGCGCUGUGGCCCAUGGUGGCCUUCGUGGUGCCUGAGCAUCAACUGGGAACGGCCUAUGGCUUCAUGCAGUCCAUCCAGAACUUGGGGCUUGCAGUCAUCGCGAUCGCAGUCGGAGUCAUUGUGGAUAUCAGAGGAUACCUGGUGUUGGAAGUGUUUUUCUGCGCCUGCAUUUGCAUCGCACUGAUGGCAGUGGUGGGGUUGUACUUUGUGGAUUAUCUCAAAGGUGAAGGUCUGAACCGGUCAGCUGCAGAAAGAGCCAAACUCCAGAAGGAGACAACUGAACAUGCAGAAUGACGCUGAGCGAACACACAUGGUCCUGGGCUUCAGAACCAGCCGGUUGCACUGUCCACCCCAGAGCUUUCAGUCUGCGGCCAAUGGGGCGGGACCGCGGUUCUGGCUCCGCCCAGUGAUGUCAUCUGUGGCUCUUCGCACCUGAACUGACUGGCUGUUGCUUAACCCCGUGUUGAUAUAAGGACACUGACGAAUGACAAAUCUCAGUUUGGACAUGAAAACUACUUCUUCUCACCUGACUACAGUUCCUCCUGCUCUUAAUAACAACUAACUUGUGUGUGUGUGUGUGUACACGCAGCAUGAAGUUUAUUAACUCCUAGAAACCUAAAGUGUUUAUAAACUGUCAAGGGGAAUGGUGCUCUUACUUUUUUUUUUUUUUUUUUUUUUUUUAAUCCUUGAUUUAUUAUUUGCUUUUAACUCAGAAAAUAAGGAUCCCAUUUCAGUUCAUGAAAACUUUGUUUGUAUUGUGUUUCCAGAAGAACUUGUUUAACUUAUCACAUGUCAGUGUUAUCACUGCCAAGCUAAACUCUCAUAAUGGAGUCGGCACACUUAUUUUCAGUCAUUGACCUUUUAGUGGAUAAUGUCCAGCAGAGCAUGGCUCCUCACUGUUUAAGCUUUAUUGCUCUGUUAUUUUAUCCCCUAAACUCUUUAACCGCUUUUCAAUGAGCUAUGAAGUUCAUAAGAGUUAAUUUUCUGUCGCAUCAUCUAUUAAUGUGCAGAUAUAAAAAAAACACACAAAAAAACAGGCCUGCUUAUGAACGCAUUUAACUGUAAUAAUCCUCAGCCUUGGCGUCUGUAGACGCAUUUUUUUAACGUCUUUUUAAUAUUUAAAAGAAGAUUUAAAUGUUUCAUAGAUUUUUGUCGUUUAAACUCAGGUGAUUAAGUUGAUUGAAGCACUUGCCGAAAUUCCUGCUUGCUUCAGACUGUUUGUGCACUUGGCUUUAACAAAUUGCAUUGUGACCAUGAAGUUGGAGAUUACAGUCUCCAUUUGCUUAUCGGAGUUGCAGACAUGGACACGGCCCGGCGGGUGAUUCAUACCAUAUUUCUCAUAUUUUUACGUUGAAACAAAAAUGUCUGCUAUACAUUUGAAAGGGGAGAAAAAUCUAUUUCUUACAUAUUGAUUGUGGUCAUAAGGUAUAUUUUAUUUAAAUGCAAAGAAAAACUAGUAUAACAAAGCACUUUGAUAGUUGGAAGAAAAAGACACACUUUAAAUGAUCAAAUUAAGUUAAAAAAAACGUGGAAACGCCAAAAAUAUAAAAAUAUAUAUUUUAAAAAACUGACAAAAAUAAGUAAAUUAUAUUGUAAAACAUAAUUGACUAACACUACAUCGAUUCAGUCAAACUGAAUUGAUGUCUUAAGUUUUACUUUUAAAAUUCAAAUAUCUAAACCACUUGGGCACUUUUGCUUUUAUCUCAAAAGAUCUCAGAUCUAUAUAUCAAACUUUACUGUAGUUUCAAAGGUUUACAAAAGUUAACAGAUACUAGUGGUAGAACAGCUGAAAUAUUGAGACUCACUCAGAAGUCAGGAAGGCAGAUAUGUUAGAACGUUAAAAUUAAAAAGUUUUAACCAUUUAGAAAAACCUUAUUUUUAUAAAGAAUUAAAUGUCUUUCAAUCUAAAAUGACUAGAACAUAAAUCAAGAAAGAUCAGAUUUCACAAGAGAAGCGUAAAACAUGCUAAGGUGCUUCAAGCAUUUAUGUCUUAAAAGCUGAAGCAAUGAUACGAAUUAAAGUUUUAACACUUUUUUUUUUUUUUUUUUUUUUUGGAGAAAUGCCCUUGAAAAAGGUGACCUCCUGCAUCUGUCGCAAAUAUGUUCCCCAUUCUUCACAAUGCAAGGAGGAAACUUUUAACACGUGUUGAAUUUAGCUGCCGAUCUGUGCAAAUAUGGGUGAGAAAUGAUGAAUUAUGCAAGAUUUGUUGAAGCAAAAACAUUUGUGACCAUUAAAGUUGAAUUUUCAUCAUGAAUUAAAUAAUUUUUGAUCUAAAAACUAAGUUUGAAAACUGAAUUGAGUUUGAAAACCGCAAACGAAGCUUCUAGAAGUAAAAGCCAAACUAUAAAGGUAACUAGCAAAAAAAAAAAACACACUAGUGAGUCAUAGCGACUUUUUUUUGUGUGUUUUUUGAGUCGACACUUGUUACAUUUAACUGUUGAUUUGCUGAAAUUGACUGAAAAGUACCAAUUAUACAAUGUUUGAAGAAGCAAACACUUGCAACCAAGUGCUCUGACACUUUGAAUAAACAUAAAUUAUUUGUUAAA